AAAAUGAAGUAAAAUUUGAGUUCCAAAAACCCUUUUUUUAUUGCAAUUUCCAAUAGUUACACGUGACAAAGUGAAGUGACACAUAACUGAAAAAGUGAAGUGUAGUGAAGUGUUUCAUCCUAAUUAUGACGUGACCGUAACCGCCAUGUAUCGUCCGAAUUUCUACGAGAGCACCUGCUUCCGUUGUAACGAGAUAGUGUACCAAGUGGACCGAGUUGGGCCACUGAAGGACUUCACAUUUUUCCACAGUGGAUGCUUCAAGUGCGCGGUCUGUGGAACGAAGCUAACUCUAAAGACAUACUACAACAAUCAGCACUGGACGGAAGACAAAGAAGUGUACUGCUCGAGUCAUGUUCCCAAAAUCGGGCCUGGUCACUUGGAUAACUCGUCCGUGGGCAUCCGCAGCGCCCUCAACGUUCCGAAGAGCAACAACUAUGUGAACGAACAGAUCAGAGGACAUACGAGGAACAGCCAUGAAACGGAACUGUCGCCAACCCGUGCUACGAAUGGAGGUAGCGUGCACGCUUCCCCUGCGCGGGAGUUAUCUCGAGACACACCAGACUAUCAAUAUGGGAGAUUUGAUGCAAGCGCGCUGCACAUCGCACAUGCACUCAAACAAACAGAACUGCAGAAAGCCUACCACAGACCGAGGGAAAAGCCUAUUGACUGUUAUUUGGAUCGAGACGAACAAACAAAAUUAGAAAUGAAACACAGACAAGAAGAAGAUGAUUUGUACAGAAAAUUCUCGAAACAUCGUGAAGAAGAAAACAGAAGAAUACGAGAAGAAAUACAGGACGAAUGGGAAAGGGAGUUAGAAAGGUUAACGAACAGAUUCCAGCAAGAAAUGCAAGUUAAGAAACGUCGACCAGACUCUGAGAUCGGUGCGCUGACACUACGACAUCAGCAGGAGAGAGCCGAUCUCGAGAAGAACAUGACACUCCGGAGAGAUAAGAAGAAAGAAAGCCUGACGAGGAAAAUGUUAGAGCACGAAAGGGCAGCGACAGCAGCCUUGGUAGAAAAACAGAGCCACGAAAUGAUGGAGCUCAUCCAAGAACGAAGGUCGGAGUACAUGGCAGCGUCAUCAAUUUAUCUCGAUGGAGAAGAAGCCCCUCCGUAUCCUGCCCGAGCUCCAGCACCGCAGCCACCCUUAGUCUCCAAGUUCCACAUUUAUACAGACCCCGCUGAAUUCGCCGAUGUGGACAAAAUUGCCAUUUCGGUAGCGCAAGAAGACCAAAAGACCUUCACCGAUCUCGUCCGACAAUUAGUGGGCAGAUGUGCGAGUGACGUGGAAAAAGCUCGCACGAUAUUCCGCUGGAUCACCGUCAAGAACUUGAACAACAUUCAGUUCGAUGACAAUCUCAGGGGAGACUCGCCCCUCGGACUGCUGAGAGGCAUAAAGCACGGCACAGAAAGUUACCAUGUUCUGUUUAAGAGAUUGUGCAGUUACGCAGGCCUGCACUGCGUGGUCAUCAAGGGCUACAGCAAGUCAGCGGGCUACCAGCCGGGCGUCCGUUUCGAGGACAACCGGUUUCGUAACUCCUGGAACGCGGUGUACGUGGCCGGUGCCUGGAGAUUCGUGCAGUGUAAUUGGGGAGCUCGGCAUUUGGUGAAUGCUAAGGACGCCCCUAAACCAGGGAAUAGGGGGAAGAGUGACAGCUUGAGAUAUGAAUACGAUGACCACUACUUCCUGACCGACCCUCGGGAGUUCAUCUACGAGUUCUACCCUCUGCAACCGGACUGGCAGCUACUCAAGACUCCAAUAACGUUGCACGACUUCGAGGAACUGCCCUUCGUCAGGUCGCUGUUCUUCCGAUAUGGACUUUACUUCAGCGAUCCAAACACUAAAGCUGUCAUGUUUACUGAUUCUACUGGUGCAGCGACGAUGCGUAUAGCGAUGCCCGCACACAUGCAAAGCUCGCUCAUCUUCCACUACAACCUCAAGUUCUACGAUACGGAAGGAGAUGGCUUUGAUGGCGUCAGUCUCAAGCGAUUUGUUAUGCAGUCAGUGGUGGGCAAUGUAGUAUCAUUCAGGGUGCACGCUCCUUGCAGCGGGGCUUUCCUUCUAGAUAUAUUCGCAAACGCAGUCACUCCUCGCGAAUACCUCACUGGGGAGCCAAUGAAAUUCAAGAGCGUUUGCAAGUUUAAGAUAUGUUGCGCGGAACUGCAAACCGUCAUGGUUCCGUUACCAGACUGCGCGAGCGGAGAAUGGGGACCGACCAAAGCUACCAGACUCUUUGGACUGGUACCAAUUACACAUCAGGAGGCGCUAGUAUUCGCUGGACGAGAGCUAGAAAUCCAAUUCCGCAUGUCGCGCCCUCUCGCGGACUUCAUGGCGACCCUUCAUAAGAACGGAGUUGACGAGAAACGCUUAUCGAAAUACGUGCAACAAAGCGUUUCAGAAGACAUCGUUACCUUCUAUAUAACAUUCCCUGAAGAAGGUCAAUACGGCCUAGACAUCUACACCAGGGAACGCAAUGGACCUACAGCUAUACAUCAAAACGGGUCCACGGAGAAAGAAAAGCACCUCCUUACACACUGUUGCAAAUAUCUUAUUAAUAGCAGCAAAAGAAACUAAACUUAGUUAUUAAAAUAUUUCAAGAGACGUCUCUUUGUAAAUUUGUGGAAUUGUGUACUAAAAUUUCAGGAUUUAAAUGAAUUUUUAGUUCAUUUUUUACUUUAAUAUUCGAGAUAGAUUGGAGUUAGAUUUAAAGAACUGUCAAAAUAGAAUCGAAACAAAUAUUAAUUUUUUUUUUAUGAAUGAAAACUCAAAUUUUAAUGAAAAUACGAAAUCUAAAUUUCGUGAAAAUCCAAAAGAAAUUAAUUUUUUGACUAAAUGUUUUAGCAAUAGCACAGGGCAAGAGAUAAAUGCUAUAACGGGAUAGCUAUUUUUAAAAGAAUGUUUAAUAAUAUAAUAUAAGAACUAUAUCCAAAUGUAGAUAUUAUUAGGUAAUAUAAAAACCGUCCAUUAAGAUAAAAUUUUAAUAAUACAAUUAUAUUAUACAUAUAUUUUUGUAAAUGACUUUAAUUUUAACAAUAUUUCAUUAUUUUAAGUAAUCUAGGUUGUGUUGACGCAAUCUAAUUGCGAUCGUAGUUUUAAAUAUAUUUGAUGAAACUUAUAUUGAUAUUUGACAACAGUUAAAAAUUUAGAAUGACAUUUUAUUAAAUGUAAUAAUUAUUUUAUUUAUUAAGAUAUAGUAACAUUUUAAUAUGAAAAAAAAAAGAUAGCACAGAACACAUAGUCACAGAUAAAAGAUGUAUACAUCAAAUUUCAAAUUACUAAUUUUACAGAUAUAUUUAUUGCAUUAAAAAUAUAAAAAUUAUUAAUUAUGUAUUAAUAUAAAUCAAUAGAAAAUAUCCAUGACAAUUAUCUUUUUUUCAUCACAACCACGUCAAGUCAAUAAUUACGAAAAUUAAAGCAUU
Messenger RNA from Melitaea cinxia (Glanville fritillary), 3420 nucleotides. RefSeq names its product hillarin (gene Hil). The transcript has 14 exons. NCBI's taxonomy places the organism in Eukaryota, Metazoa, Arthropoda, Insecta, Lepidoptera, Nymphalidae. Bases 146 to 2575 code for a protein of 809 amino acids. The record is from RefSeq and is a predicted model, not a curated record.